UGUAAGAAUAAAAAAAGUUACAUUCAUUCAAUGUAUGUACGCAGGCUGACGUAAUAAUAGCGCAAGCGAACCCACAGAAAGGGAACAUCCCUUACUCCGAACACACUGGUGGGUGCGGCGAGCACGGAAGGUUCAUCCAUCUUACCCCAGAGUAUGUCGUGGAUAACAUGGAAGAAAUCUUUGGCGCUGUCGAGAAGGUGCUUGUACACGAGUGGGCGCAUAUAAGGUGGGGAGUAUUCGAUGAAUACGCCACUAGGGGGCACGGCAGUCACUAUGUCGACAGCGAUGGUGUUUUACAAGGCACCAGAUGCCCGAAGAGUCUCCGUGGUUUGAACAUCGAGUUUACGCCACCCUACACCAACCUAUGUGAAGUCAAUCGAACUACGGGACUCCCCCAAACCGAUACUUGUGCUUUCUAUGUUCACGAUGUUCAACAUCCCGAAUUAAACACAUCUAUGAUGUCACACAGCUAUGUACAGCAGGUGGUUGAAUUCUGCCACAGCGAUCCAAGCGACCCGGUCAACCAACACAACACUGAAGCUGACAACGAACAAAACGCAAAAUGUAAUUUACGAAGCACCUGGGAUGUUAUAACUUCAACGAGUGACUUCAGUGGCGGCUCCAACCCCCCGAACCCAACCCUAACCAGACCGGUAGCCCCAUUACAUUCUCGUGUGGUUAGACAAGGUCGCACAUCGAAGCGUUCGAUGUGGGUGUUGGAUGUAUACGAGAGCAGCAUGAGUAGGGGACCGUAUGCUUAUGAUGCGACAAAGUGCGUCUACAUUCAUCACAACUUCCCUACCCAUCGGUGACUGUGUUGGAAUCACAUCGUUUCAAUCGACAUCACAACUACUUCUGCAAAUAUCCAACAUCACAUCGAGUGAAGAUAGAGCUAAUUUAACCCGAAUGAUCCCAAUAUCUGCUGGUGGGACGACGUGUAUUGGGUGUGGGAUCAAGACAGCCAUCGACGAGAUGGAAAGAGACAACCCUGGUGGGGUCUGUGGUGACAUCAUCGUGUUAACGGACGGGAUGGAAAAUGAGGAACCGAAGGUGGAAACAAUAGGGCACCGAUGGGGUUCGGGAGAAGAAUUGCACCGUGCAUGCCAUCUUCUUCACCACCGCACACAAUAGAGAGUUAGCCGAGCUAGCUAUAGAGACAGGAGGACAGUGGUACUUCGCUCAAGAUCGCGACAUAAAGAGACUAAUGGGCGCUUUUACUGCUAUCGCUACCGAGGACGAUGGGGAUCUUAGUAAUAGGAUAUCUACGUUACUAUACAAGCAAUACGUAGUGACGCCCGGCACCUCUACCAUGGAUGGGGUGAACAUUGAUAUCACAGUGGGCAGCAACACAAAGUUCCUGUUUACAUGGCAAUCCAACAAACCCGAUAUAACCCUCACCCACCCAAGUGGCUGCGUGUAUUCAACCUCAUCAAACUUGAUACCGAACGCAUGUGAAGGCCACCCACUGUCGCAAACUGAUCGCACACUCAAGAUUAUUCAGUUUAUAAUUCCUGGAGUUGCAACCAGAGGGCGAUGGAUUUUCACAAUUACGACACGACGACGCGAAACAAUAAGUGCGACCGUGACAUCAAAGUCGCCACCAAACGUUCUGCCCAUAGUCAUUAAGUCAGGUAUACGAGGGAACACGUCACAAAUCAACAAACCAGUGGUCAUUGAAGCGAGGAUAACCCGUGGCGACCCUGGAAGCCCCAUGGUUGGUCUUCGUGUGUUCGCAAUCGUUGAAAAACCCGACCUGGCAGAAGAAACACUUCAACUGCUCGAUAAUGGCGCAGGCCCGGAUUCGCGAAGAAACGACGGAGUUUAUUCUAGAAUGUUCUACGGGUAUACCGCUAGAGGUCGAUAUAGCAUACAGAUAAGGGUCGAGGGAGAUGGCAGUGCUGGAACGGGGUCGGCGGCUGGAGCCAAUGCUCCUCUUAUGUUUGGAAGGAUAUUACAAAACGGCACCAUCGUACCGAACCUACACACAGCUGGUAUGCUACAAUGGAGACAAAACAAACAAGUUGGGCCAUUUUCGCGGAUUCAUACGUCACCAGGAUUGGAAUACACGGGGCCUGUACACGAUCCCAACGUGGAUACAAUACCACCGAACCAAAUAACAGACUUCUCAGCGCGACAAAACAACAUCAACAACCCUAGAAGUGGAAUCAGAGUAAGAUUUACGUCACCAGGCGACGACGAAGAUAGUGGGACGGCCGACACUUACAAUAUCUGCUACUCGUUCGAAUCCAUCGGUAACUUGACCUCAAACUUUGAAGAAAGUAUUUGCGUUUCAAACUUCAGCAGGCCCAAGGUGGCGGGGUCGAGUGAAGAUUUCGUCAUCCCUGCACCGGAUCUACGGGGGAGGAAGGGAACGGUCAGAAUCGCCAUUGGAAUUAAAUCCACAGACGAAGCUUUGCAAGUAUCCAGGUUGUCCAAUGUAAUGUACCUAAACUACUUCGUACGCCCCCCGCGUAGAGGGCUGAGGUGUCUGGUUUGUUAUAAAGCAAGAAGCCACGAGGAAUGUGAAGCAACAGGGACCAUUAAACGAUGCUUACGCAACGAGCAACAAUGCGCCACGGACAUUCGAACGUUGAACUGGGGACGAAAGGAGAUCACCAAAUAUUGCAAACAGGAAGCAGCUUGUUUGAACGAAAGAAAACAGAAUCCAGUCGAUUGUCGCAACAAUGGCCCAAACAAGUUGUGUAGAUGUUGUUGUGGAAGCGAUCUUUGUAACAUGGAUGCUACGUUGUGUACAGGCUCCAUAUAAGGAGUCGACUAAUUAACGCUUGAUGCGUCAUGAUGCUAUGUGACGUCAUAAAGAUGCUUUGUUAACAUGCUCAAUAAACGCAAACUUUCAUUAACGAUGAA
Messenger RNA from Ciona intestinalis (vase tunicate), 2868 nucleotides. The record is from RefSeq and is a predicted model, not a curated record. Lineage: Eukaryota; Metazoa; Chordata; Ascidiacea; Phlebobranchia; Cionidae.